AUGUCGGUCCCCAGGAUGAAGCACACCGUGUAUGACCGCUUGCUGAAGCGAGAAGUCGGCCACCAGCGCAGGACGUACACGGAUAUUCGAGGCAUCUAUGGCGACAGGCACUGGGUGGACAAGCUUGAUAUUGUGAACGAGCUGGAGGGCCACAAUGGUUGUGUGAACGCUCUGAGCUGGUCGAGGUCCGGCCGUCUCCUUGCCUCCGGCUCCGACGAUCACCGAAUCAACAUUCACUCGUACAACCCAGGCUCGGACACAGAGCAGUUCAACCUGACCACAUCUAUCGUGACAGGCCACCGAUCCAACAUCUUCUCCGUCAAGUUCAUGCCCUACUCGAACGACCGCACCCUUGUCUCGGCGACCGACGACGUUCGCAUCUUUGACAUCGAACACUCGGGACACUCUGCGUAUGGGUCAGGGAGCAGACAAAGGAGCGGAGGAACAAGGCCCAGCAUUCAGCAGGUGCGAAACGCCGUCACCCUCACCGGAGCAGAGACGAAUGAGAGGGCCUUUCGAAGCCACAACGAUACAGUGAAGCGCAUCGUGACGGAGGAUAAUCCCUUCUACUUUCUGACAUGCUCCAACGAUGGCGAUGUACGGCAGUGGGACGUAAGACAGCCUUCGAAGACGUAUCCGCCUGCACAAGACGCUCGACUGCCAUCGUGGGCUAGGGAUCCAGACGCUACCGACAGUGUGCCACCGCCGCUUAUAUCCUACAGUCGCUAUGGUCUCGAUCUAAACACCGUCUCCUGCUCACCGUCACAGCCGCACUACAUAGCACUUGGCGGUGCGCAUCUCCAUUGUUUCCUCCACGAUCGACGUAUGCUUGGCAGGGAUAAGAACCGCGAGCGCGGGUCCCGAUUGUCGAGUCCGAGCAACUGGACAGAAGAUGAUGAGGAGCUGUUAGGCCAGGCCACCCAGUGUGUCAAGAAAUUUGCGCCCAGCGGCAAACAACGUAUGAAACGCAACGACGGUGGCCACAUUACAGCAUGCAAGAUCAGUGACGCGUAUCCCAAUGAGCUGAUUGUGAGCUGGUCGCAAGACCAUAUCUACAGUUUCGACAUUCACCGGACGCCAGAUGCACGUGAGAAGGUCGCAGCAUCAAAGGUCACCACUGGUGAUGUCACAGGUCGCGUCAAGGACAAGAGUCGGAAGCGCAAGCGUCCCAAGUCGAGCACCCAAGAACCUGCAGAUCGAGCGAGUUCGAGACAGCGAACCCAGAGUGUUGAUGAUGACUUGGCCCUUCGAGUUAGGUACGGGAACGGUCAAUCUGAAGACAUCCGCAUCGGGGCUCCUACAAGUUCCCGCAUGACGCAAGAAGAGCUGACUGAGCUGCGUGGGACGGAUCACUUUCGAAUUGCAAAAACCGCGGUCAAGAUCAAGAAGCGCAUAUUUGAUCUCGCUGAUCACGGCGAAUCUGGACUACAUCUGGCUUAUACAUCGCUCCUCGGCAUGACGCACUCCAUCCUCUCGGAUAUGGACGACGUGUCUCGAUCGUGGGGCUAUCCGCUCGACCCCGAUCCCGUCGAUGUUGCAGUGCAGAACAAACUACGUGACGAUCGAGCUGCAUCUCGACGCUUUGUUCAAGCAGCUGGCACUCUCUCACGAGUAAUGGGUGGCCAGCUCUUGACGGGAUCCAGCUCCAGCUCAGACGCUGCGAUCUCGCAGUACUUUGCCUUUGUACAGCAUGCGCCGAGGGAACGAGAACUACCGCAACACGAGCAGUUUGGUUAUGACUUCUUGAAGGCUAUCCUGCUGUGGCUUGACAGCGGCCCAGGCGCAGUCGUGGAAGGCUUCUCUAGCCGAAGUGGAAGCGAUCGUAUGCCAAUACCGCAAGACGCGGAUAUGGACGCCAUUGAGGAGAUACUCAUCCCUUACUUGCUGGACCUGGCAAGCGAAGAUCCAGUCGUCAACGUGGAUGUGUCGAGGUUCAUGACUGAUGAUAUCCGGGUGCUCUUCCCCACCGAGGUUGAUGCCGUUCGCGCCUUCUCACGAGCGAUUUCGAUACCCUUUGCCGACCUGACCGGUGAUGAAGAGGAUGAGGACAAGCCCCGAUAUGCCAACCAGGAUCGAGACGCUGCGAAGCUGAAAUGGGGCCACCAGAUCGGAAGAGGCAUUCUACUUAAUGCGUCAAAGAAUAUCAAGUUCGCUUUUGUAGACCGGGCGUUUGGUGGCAGGGGUAUCUCCGACUCCAGCAUACGAGCGGAGGAGAGGGCAUUGAAGGAACGGCAAGAAGACAUUGAUCCAAUCGAAGACGAGAUUGAGCAGCUGGGCGCUGAGAUGGCCAGGGCUGAUGCAAUCAGUGAGUUGGAAGCGGCAUCAGGAUCAGGGCCAGGGUCUGAGCGUGUCCCUGCCGAAUUCGAAGAUGUGCUAGAUGGGGAAGACGAGGAAGGAUCUGAAGAAGAAGAGGGUGAGGAUGAGGAUGAUGAGGACGACGACGACGAUGAGGAAGACGACGACGAUAGCGAUGGCGAUGUGGAAGAAGAGGAGGAAGAGGAAGAGGAAGAGGAAGAGGAAUCGGGCUCAGAGGAUGAUGAAGGCUUGCGUCGAACGAGAAGCGGGCGCAUGCUGUGGAGAUCAGACUUUGGCCGGAGGAGAAACCAGAGGGGCAAGGUGGAGCGCGAUGUACCGUGUGCACCGCAUACCCGCGUAUACACCGGACACUGCAACGUCAAGACGGUCAAGGAUGUCAACUACUUUGGACUACAGGACGAGUAUGUUGUCAGCGGCAGCGAUUCCGGACACGUUUUCAUUUGGGAUCGCAAGUCAGCACAGCUGGUGAACAUCCUCGAGGGCGAUGGCGAAGUCGUCAAUGUCGUGCAGGGUCACCCCUACGAACCAACAUUGGCCGUGUCGGGCAUCGACCACACCAUCAAGAUCUUCUCGCCGGACACGCGCGACCAAAGCAACGCACGAAAAGGCAUUGGCGUCCAGUCGGCCGACUCGAACGGCUUCUCGAGUCUCCACUUCACCCGCCGCAGAAGGCCGAGCCGGCCUGAGCCAGACGUCGAGGCUGGUGACGACGAAGCAUUGAGCAACGACGACGGCGAGCAUGCGGUGAACGGGCUGAAGAGCCGCAAGCGCAUGCACCAGGCCUACCAGAUCACGUCGAAGAACGACAUGGACCGCAGGGGAGGACGGGAUGACUACUUCAUCUCGCAGGCCGUGUUUGCUCAGCUGGCAAGGCACAUUGCUGCCAACCAGGGCGCAGAGGGCAAUGCAGGCGAAGGCGGAGAGCGGCCGAUUGUUGUUACCGAGGACGAGUGCAGCGUUAUGUGA
This is a messenger RNA of Ascochyta rabiei, 3282 nucleotides long. RefSeq lists its product as uncharacterized. Gene Ontology annotation, molecular function: protein binding. Gene Ontology annotation, cellular component: Cul4-RING E3 ubiquitin ligase complex; cytoplasm. Gene Ontology annotation, biological process: negative regulation of fatty acid biosynthetic process. Lineage: Eukaryota; Fungi; Ascomycota; Dothideomycetes; Pleosporales; Didymellaceae. The transcript is spliced from 3 exons. The record is from RefSeq and is a predicted model, not a curated record. Bases 1 to 3282 code for a protein of 1093 amino acids.